Molecule: messenger RNA, 252 nt
Organism: Sphenostylis stenocarpa
Lineage: Eukaryota; Viridiplantae; Streptophyta; Magnoliopsida; Fabales; Fabaceae
Source: the annotation of a GenBank genome assembly
AUGGAGAGCCUUUCCGGCGGUGGCUCCUUCAAGAACUUUGGAACGGGGCCACAAAAUUUCGAAGAUUCAAAUAUUAAGAGCGAUUCAUGUGCUUGUAUUUAUAACAGCACUGGAUCUAAUGAUACGGUGGUUUACCAUGGCGGAGGUGGCCCACAAAACUUCCAGGAUGCAAGGAUUAACGGUGUAAAAGUGGAAUCCCCAUCCUCUCCUGGAUCGCCAACAACAAGCAGUGACAUCCACUGGAACUCGUAG